AUGGUGGCUCCGGCCUCCACCGUUCCAACUUCCAUGGCUGCUCAAUCCUCCAUGGGCCGCCAGCCCACUCGUUCGGCCAGCACCCACCCGUCGCAUUCACACAAUGUACCUUUAAGCGCUCGGAGAUCUGCGCCUCUGGAUCUCUCCACGGUUGAGCGGCGCGGUCAACCCAAUGCUCCUCGUGAGCCCUCCAAGCGCGUGCGCCCUCAUGGUUUGCCCGAGGCCCCGACAUUUCGGCCAACCGAGGAGGAAUUCCAGGACCCCGUGGCAUACAUUCGAAAGAUUGCGCCAGAAGGAAGGAAAUAUGGAAUCUGUCGAGUCAUUCCUCCGGAGAACUGGCAGCCCCCCUUCGCGAUUGAUACAGAGCGAUUCCACUUCAAGACCCGUCGACAAGAACUCAACUCGGUCGAAGGAGGUAUGGCCCCGCGUUCAGCCGAUGUUGCUGCCGGUGGAGUCUCUCCGCAGCGCGGUUCUAACCUAGACUCUGCUUCAGGAAACCGCGCCAACAUGAACUAUAUCGACGGGCUUGCCAUGUUUCACAAGCAGCACGGAACGAAUUACAGUCGGUUGCCUAGUGUGGAUAAGCGCCCUCUGGACCUCUACAAGCUGAAAAAGGCCGUCGAGGUGCGAGGCGGGUUCGAGUCCGUCUGUAAAACUAAGAAAUGGGCCGAAAUUGGUCGUGAUCUUGGCUACAGCGGAAAGAUCAUGUCCUCUCUGUCUACUUCGCUUAAAAACUCCUAUCAGCGGUAUCUGCAACCGUAUGAGGAGUACCUCGCCCGCGCCAAGCCUGGCGUCCAGCAACAGCUUGAAAUGGAACAUGGUGGCCCCUAUACCCCGUCUCCGCGUCAGUCGCCCAUGACCAAGAAGCCCGGAUUUGAGGAGAACGGCACUCCGUCCAAACCUCGCGAUGGAACACCUUCGAUGCGCAUGGCUCCGGUGAUGAGCACCCCGGUCGAAAAGCCCAUCGAUAAGCCCACCCCCUCCGUGGAGCCCACGCCUCCCCCGCCCCCUCGCCCAGCUCCCUCCGGCUUCACUCCCGUCAAUGCUGGCGCAGGUGGUUUCACUGCUGUGAAUCACUCUCCCGCGUUUACUCCUGUCAACAACGGUCCCUCCAUCAAGCACGAAGCCGAUAAUGGGGUGUCGACGCCUAAGAGUGUCUCUGAGCAUCCUUCUCACUUCACGCCAGUGCCGAAUGGACUUCCUGUACUGCCUGUGAAACGUGCGAUCAGCCAUGAUGAUAGUGGCUCGCAGGCCGAGAAUGGGGAUGAUGGUGGAAGUGGGCGCCGUAGCAAGCGCCUCAAGAAAGUGCUUCUAGAUAUGCCACCAACCGUGGCCGGGUCUCACAUGUCUCUCCUUCGACCAGCACCACCCAAAGGUCGCAAUGGCGUGCAAAGAACUGGAGAUAAAUGUGAGUCAUGUGGCAAGUCGGACAAUCGCUCAACGAUCCUUGUAUGCGACAGCUGUGAGCUUGGAUACCAUACUACAUGUCUUGAUCCCACUACCACCUCGGCCUCUGAUCACGAUUGGCAUUGCCCAAAGUGCUUGGUCGGCACCGGAGAGUUUGGCUUUGAGGACGGCGGUGUUUACUCACUCAAGCAAUUCCAGGAGAAGGCCAAUGAGUUCAAGAAGCGUUAUUUCGCCUCGAAGAUGCCGUUUGAUCCGGUUCUCAACACUCACCGUCGAGAAACCGAGGAUGACGUCGAGGCCGAGUUCUGGAAGUUGGUCGUGGAUCUGCACGAGACAGUCGAAGUCGAGUACGGCGCCGACAUCCACUCUACUACUCAUGGCAGUGGCUUCCCAACCAUUGAGCGCAACCCUCUUGAUCAGUAUUCGUCGGAUCCAUGGAAUUUGAACGUUCUGCCGUUCUAUGGUGAUUCGCUUUUCCGUCAUAUCAAGUCUGAUAUUUCCGGCAUGACUGUGCCGUGGGUCUAUGUUGGAAUGUGCUUCUCGACUUUCUGCUGGCACAAUGAGGAUCAUUACGCCUAUUCUGCAAACUAUCAACACUUUGGCGCUACCAAGACUUGGUAUGGUAUUCCCGGCUCCGACGCCGAGGCCUUUGAGAACGCCAUGCGGGAGGCAGUCCCGGAAUUGUUCGAGGGCCAGCCCGACCUUCUUUUCCAGCUCGUCACAUUGAUGCCUCCUGACAAACUUCGCAAGGCCGGUGUCAACGUCUAUGCAGUGGAUCAGAGAGCAGGCCAGUUUGUCCUUACUUUCCCUCAAGCCUACCACGCUGGGUUCAACCAUGGAUUCAACUUCAAUGAGGCUGUAAACUUUGCACCUGCGGACUGGGAGCCCUUCGGUGCCGCGGGAGUUGAGCGUCUUCAGACUUUCCGCCGACACCCUUGCUUCUCUCAUGAUGAGCUACUGUUCACAGCGGCAGCGCGAGACAAUUCCAUUACAACCGCGAAAUGGCUUGCGCCAGCGCUUGAGCGAACGACAAACAGAGAAAUACACGAUCGUGCAUCGUUCCUCGCUCGCCACAGAGAUGCGGCACCUCAUAAUUGCGGGCUUGGUGCCAACCCCCCAAAAGGUGAUUGUCAGCUGAAGUUCGUAGUAGAAGAGGAGGACCUCCCGGAGGAUGAUUACCAGUGCCAGCACUGCAAAGCGUACACUUACCUCACUCAGUUCCGUUGCCACAAGUCAGGCAAGACCCUCUGCCUUAUGCAUGCUGAGGUCUAUGACUGCUGUGGUGAACCCCCAUCACGGAAGCUACUCGGGCCUGGUCAUACGCUGCGCUACCGUAUGAGCGACGAUCAGCUCAAGGCAGCGGUACAAAAGGUUCAAGAACGUGCCAGAAUUCCGGAAAUCUGGGGAGAGAAGCUCGACAAGACCUUGGAGGAUGAGCCCAAACCCCAGCUAAAGGCUCUCCACAGUUUGCUCAGUGAAGGUGAGAAAAUCCCGUACCACCUGCCUGGCCUCCAAGAUCUUGCGGCGUUCGUCCAGCGCUGCGAUAAAUGGGUUGAGGAAGCGAACAACUACAUCACCCGGAAGCAGCAGAACCGGAGAAAAAACGAGAAGGCGUGGCGCAAACCCGGCUCCAAGGCGGCGCAGCUGGACGAUCGGGACCGAGAAGUCCGCAAAGUGGAGAACAUCUACGCCCUUCUGGCAGAGGCUGAUAAACUUUCCUUCGACUGUCCACAGAUGGCGGCCCUGGAAGAGAAGACCCGCGAAAUCGAGAAAUUCCGUCAGGACCUUAACAUUGCCCUGAGGAACCCGCAUACGCGAUCGGCCCAGGAAAUCGAGGAGCUUGUUGAAGCUGGCCGAAACUUCAACAUCGAAAUCCCGGAAGUGGAACACCUAGAGAAAAUCCACCAGCAAAUGAAAUGGACCGAAGAAGCCGCCCGCAGACGGGAACAAUACCUCACCCUCAAGGAUUGCCAGGAUCUGAUUGCCUCUGGAGAGGAACUUGGUCUCAAGGAAAAUAACGAGCAUUUGCUUCAUUUCAAGGAGAUGGCUCGCCACGGCGAGGCUUGGGAGGCCAAGGCCAAGGAGUUGAUGGCCGUUGAAGCGGUUCACUACCAACAACUGGAGGCCCUCUCCGCACAAGCCUCUCGAUUCCCGGUGUCCCCUGACACCCUCGCCGCCGUCGAUGCCAUCUUGACCAAGCAACGGGAGGCUCAGAAGCGAAUUCAAACGCUCUAUGAGAAAAGCAAAGACCCGGAAUUAAAGAACCGACCCAGGUACAAGGAUGUUCGUGAACUCACGGAGUCUCUGGAGCAGCUCAACAGUCGCCCGAUUGGAGCGAUUGAUCUGGAACGGGAGCAGAAACGCCAUGAGGAUUGGAUGAGGAAAGGCAAGAAGCUCUUUGGCAAGGCCAAUGCUCCUCUGCACAUCCUAAAGUCGCAUAUGGAGUACGUCGAGAAUCGAAACUCUUACUGCUUCGAUUUGGAGGAUAGCUAUCGACCGCCUGUCGAGCCUUCGUCUCGGGAUAAUACCCCCGAUGGUUUACUUGAGACCCCUGCCCCCAACGUGUGGGGACCGAAAUCUCGGAAGCGCGACGUCUUUUGUAUCUGUCGUCGUUCCGAAGCGGGAAUGAUGAUUGAAUGCGAAGUCUGCCACGAAUGGUACCAUGGCAAAUGCUUGAAGAUUGCGCGUGGCAAGGUUAAAGAGUUUGACAAGUACACGUGCCCCAUCUGCGACUGGCGACAAAAGAUCCCCCGCGACGCGGCUCGUCCUAAGCUUGAAGACCUGCUGGAUUGGCAAACGGAAAUGACUGGCUUGCCCUUCCAGCCUGAUGAGGAAGAGGUUCUGGAUAGAAUCAUCAACCAAGCUACUGCCUUCCGUGACUUCCUUCAUGGCUUCACCAACGCUGCCUGUACCACCACCGAGGAAGUCCCGACUUUGAUUUUCUACCUGCGAAAGAUCGAGGGUGCCGAAGUUCUUUUGGCCUACGAGACCAAUUUCUUCCGCCAGGAGAUUCACAAGUGGGCCCCCGUUGCACCAGAGGCACCUCCAAUUCUCGAGCAGUCUCUGUCAACCCGCAAGCCGCGUCCGACUAAGCAGCAGAAGAUCAUGGCUCAGCUUGGCGUUGACCGACCGGAGGACCUUCCUGAACACCUCCGCACAAAGCACAUAGUAGCAGGCAAGCGAAAGUCAAUCGAUGCUCAAACGUCCCGGCCCACCUCUUUACAACCCGCGCCAUCACCUCCUAGUAACGGUGUGCCUACAACAACUGGGCCCACGUUGACUCCCAUGCCAGAUGCCAAUGCAGCGUCGUAUCCUUUCUCUGCGAAUUAUUCUCUUCCCGCAAGUGAUUCCACUCCUGCAUUCGCGCCAACGUCCUCUUCCGCAUUCCUACCUGGUGCCGCGGCCUCGGAGUCUCCAUCUUUCCUUCCUCGAUCGCCAACGCCUCAGCAGGGCAUGGAGCCUCUCUUCAGCCCUCCACGCUUUGGCCGUGAUGCCCAAUUUGCUAGCAGCAGCCCUCGUCAGAACUUGGAUGAUGUCUUUGCGGAUCUCACGAACCAAGAAGAAGUUGAGCCUGAGGCCGAGCCUAUGGAGAAUCUUCACGCAACCGAAGCCCUUGAGGCUCUCAACGCUAGUAAUGGUAGCAGCCGUGCUCCAUCACCUAAUGACGAUGUAGUCCCAAGCGGGGAAGCACAAACCACUGCUGCUUCCACUGCAGAGACGAACGAGAACCCCGAGUCCGAGCUAUGA
This is a messenger RNA of Penicillium cataractarum, 5154 nucleotides long. RefSeq lists its product as uncharacterized. Gene Ontology annotation, biological process: chromatin remodeling. The coding region runs from base 1 to 5154 and encodes 1717 amino acids. The record is from RefSeq and is a predicted model, not a curated record. Gene Ontology annotation, cellular component: nucleus. NCBI's taxonomy places the organism in Eukaryota, Fungi, Ascomycota, Eurotiomycetes, Eurotiales, Aspergillaceae. Gene Ontology annotation, molecular function: histone demethylase activity; DNA binding. The transcript has 4 exons.